AAGAAACAAAACAAAACGAUGCACAGACUGGCCUGGCUGUGAGGUCGAGGUGUCACCGUCCAGCUUAAAGCCCACGGAAAAGCGUAAAGUUGAACCCAUAUCACAUAAAUGGAAUAUCAUCUUUGAAGAGAGUAUAGUGCAGAAAGCAAGAGCAAUGUAGGCAACACUUUCACCUCAGCGCGAGUGUGUUUCUCUUCUAUGACUGUGCUUGUCUGCAGUGUCUUUAAAAAAAUAAAUAAGUAAAGCAUUCCCUGUUUUGGAAGAUGUGCUGCGAUUUAAAAAGGAGAUUUUUGCUCCUAUAUGCAACACAAAAGGGACAGGCAAAAGCCAUAGCUGAGGAAAUAUGUCUGCAAGCAGGUGCCCAUGGACUUGAAGCUGACAUGCACUGUUUAAGUGAGAUGGACAAGUACAACUUGGAAACAGAAAAGGAUCCUGUAGUUAUUGUCAUUUCCACAACUGGGACCGGCGACCCACCAGACACUGCCCGCAAGUUCGUUAAGAAAAUCCGGGAUAAGACCUUGCCACCUGAUCAUUUGGCACAUCUUCAGUAUGGAUUGUUAGGUCUGGGAGACUCAGAGUACACGUUCUUUUGUAACGGUGGAAAGACAGUAGACCGACUACUUCAAGAACUUGGUGCCCAGCAUUUCUAUGAUACAGGAUUAGCAGAUGAUUGUGUAGGAUUGGAACUAGUGGUUGAUCCUUGGAUUGAUGGACUUUGGCUUGCCCUCAACGAAGUAUUUCAGUUGCAGAAAGAAAAAGAAGGCAUGAGCAAUGAUGUCAGUGCAGACCCACAUGUUGGGCAUGAAAUGAACUUAAGCUCAAAAAUACAGAAUUUGAAUUUAGAAGAUGAAGGAAUGAGGAGUUCUGAUGGUCCAUCACAUAAACUGCUUGACAUCAAUGUUGUGGCUUCAGCUACAGACACUGAACCUUCGCUUGUUCACUCAGUCCCUCCCAUCUCUCAGUCUGCUCUUAAUAUUCCUGCCCUGCCACCAGAGUAUAUAGAGGUUCAGUUUCAGGACACCCAUGGGGAGAAUCCUCAACUGUCCUCACUGAUUUCAGAGGGAACAACCUUCGAAGUGCCAGUUACAAAAGCAUCUCAGCUCACUAGGCAAGAUGCAGUAAAAACUGCAUUGCUUUUAGAACUUGAUAUUGCAGAUACAGCCUUUGAUUACCAACCUGGAGAUGCUUUCUGUGUAGUAUGUCCCAAUAAUGUCAAUGAGGUGGAAGAACUACUUCACAUCUUGGGACUUUCUGAAAAAGGAGAGAAUUUUGUUUGUAUAAAGGUUAAGCAGGACACUAAAAAAAAAGGAGCAACUCGUCCACAACACAUCCCUGAGAGAAGUACUCUGAAGUUCAUUCUAACCUGGUGUCUGGAACUAAGAGCAAUUCCCAAAAAGGCAUUCUUGCGAGCCCUUGUAGAAUGCACCAGUAAUGCAAGAGAAAAACGGAGGCUUCAGGAGCUCUGCAGCAAACAAGGAGCCUCUGACUACACUCAUUUUAUUAGAGAGAAUAAUGUUUGCUUGCUGGAUUUACUUCAUGCUUUUCCAAGCUGCAAGCCUUCACUUAACCUUUUAAUUGAACAUCUCCCUAAAUUACAGGCCAGAUCCUAUUCAGUUUCAAGUUCAAACUUGUAUCAGCCAGGAAAACUCUGUUUUGUGUUUAAUGUUGUGGAGUUUCCUGCCUGUCCCACGAGACCUGUCUUACGGAAGGGAGUUUGUACAGGCUGGCUUGCUGAGUUAGUUGCACCUCUACUGCACACCAAUAAAGACACGCUGGAUAUAAAAAGAGAAAGUUCUGCAACUGAAAAGAUAUCUAUUUUUGCUCGUCCAAACAAUACUUUUCACUUACCUUCAGACCCAUCUGUCCCUUUUGUGAUGGUCGGUCCAGGAACGGGAAUUGCACCAUUUAUAGGUUUCCUGCAACAUAGGCAGAAACUGAGAGAAGAACACGCAGACUGGGAAUUUGGAGAGACAUGGCUCUUCUUUGGUUGUCGGCAUCAGGAUAGAGAUUAUUUAUUCAAAGAUGAGCUCAGAUGUUUUCUUGAAAAUGGGACGUUAACUCAUCUGAAGGUUUGUUUCUCAAGAGACUCUUCAACAGCAGAAGUAGCUCAGCCUAAGUAUGUGCAAGAUGUCAUUAGGCUUUAUGCUAAGGAAGUUGCCAGAGUCCUGCUGAAAGAGAGUGGUUACUUCUAUGUAUGUGGAGAUAAGAAGCACAUGGCUGAUGAUGUAAAUGAUGCCUUAUUGGACGUUUUAAGUAUAGAAAUGGAAGUUGACAAAUUGGAAGCAAUGAAAACCAUGGCCAUGCUUCGAGAAGCAAAACGUUAUUUGCAGGAUGUCUGGAGCUAACCAAAGCUAACCAUUUAGCUUUUUCUGUGUUGUUGUAAGACAAAAGAUUUUGCUUUGCUUUCACGUUUAUGCUUUUAAUUAGAAUCAUCAAAAGUGCCAGUGUCAUGCACAUUUUAACUUUCUCUGCUGAUCUUUCACUUAGGAAUGUGAAGCCUUUUCAAGGAUGACAAACCAAUCUGUCUUCGAAAUGUAUUGUUUGUAGCAACAUUGCAUAGUGGACUGUGUCAAUACCUUGAAUCUCUGACUUUUGAGAUUGCUUUCGUAUAGAAAGUGAGAACUUACCUGUACAAGUAUAAUUGUAUGUUUGUUACAUCACAUAUUUUUUCCUGUAAUUUAUACAUAAAGAACCUACAAAGUAAAUAUGUUACUCAACUGCACACCAUCAAAUACAUUAAUGACUUACACACCAUUUGGACAAGAAGGAAUGGCCUCAAGUUGUGCUGGGAAAGGUUCAGGUUGGAUAUUAGGAAUAACUGAUUCUCCAGAAGA
This is a messenger RNA of Phasianus colchicus (ring-necked pheasant), 2834 nucleotides long. It is a transcript of the gene MTRR, whose product is annotated as 5-methyltetrahydrofolate-homocysteine methyltransferase reductase. Gene Ontology annotation, molecular function: flavin adenine dinucleotide binding; [methionine synthase] reductase (NADPH) activity; FMN binding. The record is from RefSeq and is a predicted model, not a curated record. NCBI's taxonomy places the organism in Eukaryota, Metazoa, Chordata, Aves, Galliformes, Phasianidae. Gene Ontology annotation, cellular component: cytosol. Gene Ontology annotation, biological process: homocysteine metabolic process.